This is a messenger RNA of Pararge aegeria (speckled wood butterfly), 2772 nucleotides long. Its product is annotated as U1 small nuclear ribonucleoprotein 70 kDa-like. The record is from RefSeq and is a predicted model, not a curated record. The transcript has 6 exons. Lineage: Eukaryota; Metazoa; Arthropoda; Insecta; Lepidoptera; Nymphalidae. Bases 1769 to 2644 code for a protein of 291 amino acids.
CUGAACAACAGUGCAAAAAUUGUCUGGUAGUUUAAUGCAUUGCGUAUUUGGUUGCAGUUCUAUUUUACCGUUCCCAAUAUCUAGUAGUUGUUCGGAAAAUAUUUGUGCUGAUGGAUCAUUUUGCAAUUGUAUUCGCAUAUUUAUGGUCAAUCGAAGUGUUUCAACACUUCGCCAUAAGAAUGAUUGUUUCAAACAUGCAUUAAUCUCAUCCGCGAAAGUAGAGCGAGGUAUAACCGGUAAGGUCUGCCGGAAGUCACCAGACAAAAAUAAGAUAGCACCACCGAAAAGUUUAUUAUUGCUGUUUAAAUCUUGCAUAGUUCUGUUUAAUGCUUCUGCUUGCUGAAUAUUUGUGUGCCAUUGUGCACUCAUCCCAAAUUAUUACAGAACUCUUCCGCAACACUGCAGCUAUUCCACUAUUCUUUUUGAUAUUACACAUUGCAUCUGGUUUAUUAUGAACGUCCAAUGGCAGCUUGAAUGUUGAAUGUGCUGUUCGCCCACCAUCCAGUAAGGUAGCCGCAAUGCCUGACGAUGCUACUGCUAAUGCGAUUUUUUGUUGCGACCGUAUUUUGGCAAGAAUCAACGAUAUUAAAAAUGUUUUACCGGUUCCACCAGGUGCAUCCAAGAAAAAAAAACCACCUUGUUCAGCAGCAACAGCCAGCAUAAUCCGAUCAUAAAUAAUUUUUUGUUCUGCUGUCAGUAAUGGUUCACUGUUCAUGAUAAUUGUUGCUAAACUUCCAUGGUCAUAUUGAUUUUCUCGUUGUAAAUCGGUAUUGACUAAGUCGGUGGCUGGACGAUUAGGUGAUGGCAUACCAUAAUGAUUAAGUGGUAAAUUUGAAAUAAGAACACAUAAAUCCUCGAUCAAGACCAAUGCUUCAUUGUACAUCUCUGGUGUAUAAUCUAUGUUUUGGCAUUGAUUUGUUUGUUUAAUUCGGUGCAAGAUGUCUUCUGUCAUACAAUUUUUAUAUUUUUCCCACAAAGUUUGUGCUUGCGAGGGAUAACAUGUCGUCAAAAUAAUUGCAAACAACUGACGAAUGUUAUUCGGUGUUGAUGUCAACGCAGCAUCAGCAAGCGUUAAGUCCCAAUGGUUAUCGUCUUCUAGCAAUUGCAGUUCACGACAUGCAUCCUGGUAUGUAUUGAAUACUCGACCAUUAACUGUUCGUAAAAAUUCAAAAGACGUUGGUCCGGGAACAUUCACCAAUAACAAACGUAAAUAGAAGCACUCACGUUGCUUAGGAUGUACCGUGUAAAGUCUCCCCAAUGUCUUAGCUUUGGAUAUGCCUGUACAACCUUGGACUCAGAAAGCAGGGUCGCUGCCCACUGUGCCACUCGGCCGUCAAAAAGUUACAACGUUUUUGCUACCAUCACAAAACAUUGUGGACAUCUUCAACUAUGCUUCCAAGACUGAUCCAGCUUUUGAAAGAGUACGCAAUAAUCAAUUUCAUCUGGCUUUGAAAAUCUAUAUCCUUUUUCAUGCUGUGAUGACGCGGUGACGUUGCAUCCGCUGACCCUGGGGCGCCUGCAGGCAGCGUACUCCGCGGACGAGCGGCGCGCCAUCUACGACGCCGUCAUCGCCUCCCGCCCGGCGUGCGACGAGCUCGCCGACUUGGCGCUAGGGGAUGCGGGCGCGGCGCCGGAACAGAGCAAGCGCAAGUCGAAGCUGGAGCAACUGGCAGAGCUGCGAGACUUGCGCCGCCGACGCGUUAAGUACAGGGUGGCGGUGCACUCGCGCAACUACUCGCACACGCUGCGCGCCCUUAUCGACACACAGAUGGAGAUGUACGUCGAAGCACAAGGUCACGUAACCAAGCCACAUGAUGCAUCCGAUUAUAAAUAUCCUAAAACUGAAAAACAGCCAGCACAUUCCUCAGACGAGAACGAUAAUGAACACAGAGGAUCUACGAAAAAACACAGAUAUGAUAGCGAUAGAAAAAAUGAUCAUAGCGAACACAGAAGAAAACGUGUUUCUUAUGAUGAUAACCAUUCUCGAAAGUACGAGAUAGAUAGACGUCAAACUUCAGCUGAAGAAAGAAUAACGCAUGAUCGUGAUAGAAGAAGAAAGCAAGACGGAACCAAGGAUGGUUACAAAGAAGAAAGAGAUGUUGAGAAAAGAAAACGUGCUUAUGAGGACCAUACAAACGCACAAGCGUUUGAGAAAGGGAGAUACAAAACGUCUAGAGUAGAAAGAGAAAAGUCUGAAGACAAUGAUGAAAGCAGAAGACAAGACAGUUACAGGGAUUAUUGUAGAAAAGAAAAAGAUGUUAAACAUAACAGAGAAAAAAAUUUAGAAAGGACCAGCCAUACUAAAGAAGAAAAAGAUAUAUAUCGUUCAAGUUCAAUCGACAGCCAUAGAGGUCGUGAGAGCGAAAAAGAGGGCCCAUAUUACAAAGAUAAAGAUAAGAAUGGUAUUAAGAAAGAUACAGUAAGAAGUAAAAGAGAUAGAUACAGUUCCAGUACAAGGGAUAUUCAGAAAUAUCGCGGAAGCGAAUGGGAGGUACGAUAUGACAAAGAUAAAGCUAGGAAUGAUGUUAAACAAGAACGCGAUAGAUAUAGUUCAAAAGACAGAUACAGACACCGCGAGAGCGAAAGAGAGGAACGAUAUAACAAAGAUAGAGAUAGAUAUGGUCAUGGAACUGAUACAAGAUAAUAUAAUCAUGAGCUGUAUAAGAAGUAAAGAAAGCUAUACAGAGAAAAGAAAGAAUUAAAAACUACAUGUAUGCAGACUACCUACGUUUCUUUGUAGAAAUAUUAAAUACUAUGAUGACAAUGUUAAAA